Messenger RNA from Knipowitschia caucasica, 486 nucleotides. The record is from the annotation of a GenBank genome assembly. NCBI's taxonomy places the organism in Eukaryota, Metazoa, Chordata, Actinopteri, Gobiiformes, Gobiidae.
AUGUCUAAACAGGUCCGCACUCUCCUCCAAGCUCGUGAUGCUGCCAUCAGGUCUGGUGACAGAGCGCUAUACAGUGCCGCUCAAGCUGACCUGGAGAAGGAAAUCAAAAGAGCUAAGAAAGACCAUAAGAGAACAGAGUCCCAUAUGUCCAGUAACAACCACAGAGAAAUGUGGAGGAGCAUCCAAAACAUCACCAACUAUAGAGGCUGCAGUGCUACAGCUACAGGACAGAGCGCGACGUUAGCAGAGGAGCUUAAUUGCUUCUUUGCUCGUUUUGAUACCGCCCUAUCUGCUCCUGGCCUGACCUCACCAUCAAUGGGUCGCUGUGCUACUCCAGCCCUGCUCCCACCUUUACACCGCUCUGACACUCCCCCUCUCACUGUUCAGGAGCACGAGGUUAGAAGGGUGCUUCUAGCUGUGAACCCCAGGAAGGCCACGGGCCCUGACGGAGUACCGGGCAAGGUGCUUAAAGCAAGUGAUUUCUAG